AUGAAAUACAUCAUAGGCAUCGGAGGCGUCACCAACGGCGGCAAAACCACCCUGACCAACCGCCUCACCAAGGCGCUGCCCAACUGCUGCGUGGUGCACCAGGACGACUUCUUCAAGCCACAAGAUCAAAUAGAAGUCGGGGAAGACGGCUUUAAACAAUGGGAUGUGUUGGACUCCUUGGAUAUGGAGGCAAUGGUGAGCACAGUACGGGCGUGGAUUGAGAACCCAGUGAAGUUUGCCCGUUCCCAUGGGGUGAAUGUCACACCUGGCUCUAAAGAGCCAGCCUCCCAAGAUCCCCAUAUAUUGGUCAUUGAAGGCUUCCUGCUUUAUAAUUACAAACCUCUGAUAGACCUGUUCGACCUUCGCUACUACUUGGCAGUUCCAUACGAUGAAUGCAAGAGGAGGAGAAGCACACGGAACUACACCGUUCCCGACCCGCCGGGUCUCUUUGAUGGACACGUCUGGCCCAUGUACUUGAAGCACAGGAAGGAAAUGGAGGACAGUGGAGUUGAUGUUGUUUAUUUAGAUGGCCUGAAGUCUCGAGAUGAGCUCUACAAUCAAGUCUUUGAAGAUAUUCACAACAAGCUUUUGAAUUGCUGA
Chaetura pelagica (chimney swift) is the source of this 600-nucleotide messenger RNA. RefSeq names its product nicotinamide riboside kinase 2 (gene NMRK2). NCBI's taxonomy places the organism in Eukaryota, Metazoa, Chordata, Aves, Apodiformes, Apodidae. Gene Ontology annotation, cellular component: cytoplasm. The transcript has 7 exons. The coding region runs from base 1 to 600 and encodes 199 amino acids. The record is from RefSeq and is a predicted model, not a curated record.